Messenger RNA from Moneuplotes crassus, 776 nucleotides. The record is from the annotation of a GenBank genome assembly. Lineage: Eukaryota; Ciliophora; Spirotrichea; Euplotida; Euplotidae.
AUGGCUCUGGCUGAGCCAUAUGUCAUCGAAGAGCAAAUCUUACAUUUUAGGAAUAUCCACAAUAUCACCUAUAUCAACUAUGAUACUGGAGAAAGCAAAGCAGAUGAUAGCCAUAAUUGGGAAGUAGAAGAAGUUGAGCCUCCGUCUAUCUUAGAUAGAUUUGUAACGAACAAUGUUCCCGUGAAGAAAACUAUCAGACUCGGUCAUUUAGCUGGAGAGGAUAAUGUGAGUGAAGAAGAGCAUUCCAAAAAAGGUUCUUUAUCUAUCCAAUCAAAGACCUCUCUUUUCAAGCGAGAUCUUAAAUUGAAGGGAAUCAAUCAUUUGACUAAAUAAAUUUGCCCCAAUUCAAAAACCAGUGGUCGUAGAACAGGAAGAUCCAGAAGAUCUGUUUACUACUCAAAUGAGGGUAAUAAAGAUCAAGGAAUAUGAGCUAGAACAACAAGAAAUUAAAUAAAGCUAAAGAUGUAAGAAGAAAGCUCCUUGCCAAAAGUAGAGCUGCUGCUCUAAAAAACGAGGAAAAGCUACUCGCCAAAAGAGCUUAUACUUAUAAUUAUGACGGUGAGAUAAUAUUUGUCAAACCGAAUAAUAAUGACAGAAUGCCACAGACUCUUUCUCAGCCUCGGAUUAGAACUAAGCUUAAACCGAUGAUCAAGACUUCUCAGGAAACUAUACAUAAUAUCAAGAGGUCCAACUUGUCACAAGAUGAGAUUGUUCAAAAGCAUUUCAAGCCAACCCCAACUCAGGAAUCUGAAAAGCUCAGUAAAAAGAAGAAAUAA